Molecule: messenger RNA, 798 nt
Organism: Gordionus sp. m RMFG-2023
Lineage: Eukaryota; Metazoa; Nematomorpha; Gordioida; Chordodea; Parachordodidae
Product: DNA repair protein RAD51 homolog 2-like
Exons: 3
Coding region: 8-670 (220 amino acids)
Biological process (GO): double-strand break repair via synthesis-dependent strand annealing; telomere maintenance via recombination; resolution of mitotic recombination intermediates
Cellular component (GO): Rad51C-XRCC3 complex; replication fork
Molecular function (GO): four-way junction DNA binding; ATP binding; ATP-dependent DNA damage sensor activity
Source: RefSeq, a predicted model, not a curated record
CCCCCAAAUGGGGGCACGCAGCCUCUGCCAUAUCAUAUCAAUUAGUAAAAUAAUGAAAAAUUUAAUAAAAGAUUUAGAUUUGAGCCCUCGUAUAAAAAUCCGAAUUAUCAACGGCAGCAAGAAAUUUAAACUACUGGAUGAUUUAUUACUUAUUUCACCUCAAGAUCUAAAAAAUAUUACUAAACUCUCUGAGGAUGAUAUAUUGAAAAUACUAAAGGCAUUGUCUGAUAAAUUUUAUAAAAAUGACUUUUCAAAUUAUUUUAGUUUUAAUACAGUAUACACUAAUCCUCAAUGUAUAAGUACUGGACUAGAAAAUUUUGACCAAAUUUUAAAAGGAGGAAUAUUAUGUCAAGGCAUAACAGAAAUAUCUGGUUGCUCAGGUGUUGGCAAAACUCAAUUUUGUUUGCAUUUAUGCUCAAGAUUAGCAAAAUCUAUAUAUAAUAAUCAAAAUUAUAAAAAUGAUUGUAAUUUAUAUGUAAAUAUAUAUUUUACAUUAAAUUUAUUAGGCAUUAUUUAUGUUAACACUGAAAAUGCCUUUCCUGUUAAAAGAUUAGAACAAAUUAUGUUAAAUUAUUUGGAAAAUUAUUAUGAUAAUAAAAAUUUGCAACAACUAACACAAAAUAUAAUGAGUUCUAUUUAUUUAGAUCAUAUUGGAGAUUUAGUAAUUUAAAGUUUAUAAAAUAAAUAUUUGUGUUACAAGAAAAGUUUAUGGCAUUGUUUAACAAAAAAAGUGAAUUUGAUUUUCAACAUGAAUAAAAGGAUAAGAUUAAUAAUUAUUGACUCUGUUGCAUCUUUAUU